AUGAGACUUUUGCAGGUGUCCUUGUACAGACGAAAAAAUAGACAGCAGAACGUGGGCAACACAAUCUUCUUCUAUGGCGCAGCAGGGUUUGCCUUGGCUGUUGCAGGAGCUGCCUGGGUUGUACGGCAGCCAGCUGGGACAUACACACCACAGCAGCACUCUCUGCGAGUGGCUCCCCUGUUCUUGGAACCUCUGCUGGCGUACCUACUGUACUACAUUGUGCUUGGCUGCCUGAGCCUGUACCACAGGCGCGAUAGAUUGAAAUUGGAUUCCCUGAACAAGAAGCUGCGCAAGAUGGUCACAGAACUGAAGGAUUCAACACACUAUGAGCAGACCCUCAAGCUUCUCGAGAAGUUUGAUCCUGAUUAUGUGCCGCCGACACCGCGGAAGCAGCAGCAGCCACUGAUGAGGAUGGGUUUGGGGACGCCAAGACAGCUGGCGGAUCCUCAGGGAAGGGGAGGAGAGUUGGUGGCACACCGGCGGAGCAGUCUGGGACCGCUGCAGCACGUGACAGAUGCGGGCAGGACUCUCAUGCCCGCAUUUGACAAGCUCGCCAACACCCUCAUCGGCGACAACCCAGCACUGACCCAGGCUUUGAGGGCGGCGCAGUUGGAGGUGGGGGAGCUGAGGAGGAGGAAUGGUCAGGCAGAAGCGCGCAUUGCGGAGCUGCAGAGGGACAAUGCAGAGCUGCGCAUGCGGCUGGGGUUGGCGCCGGAGGAGGAUGGUGCACCCAAGUGCUUGCCGUGGCGGGAGGGUGCAGGAUCAGAGCAUGGGCAGCAGGACGGUGGGGGAGGGCGGCAGGAUGCUGACAACGGCGUGAUCAUUGAGGAAGCUGAAGAUGCCCCGGAGGAUGCAGGGGAGUUUGCUGCAGAUGGGGGUGUGGAGAAGGAGGCACCAGUAGAGAUUGACUAG
This is a messenger RNA of Coccomyxa subellipsoidea C-169, 912 nucleotides long. RefSeq lists its product as hypothetical. Gene Ontology annotation, biological process: endoplasmic reticulum tubular network organization. Bases 1 to 912 code for a protein of 303 amino acids. Gene Ontology annotation, cellular component: endoplasmic reticulum tubular network. The record is from RefSeq and is a predicted model, not a curated record. The transcript has 5 exons. Lineage: Eukaryota; Viridiplantae; Chlorophyta; Trebouxiophyceae; Coccomyxaceae.